Messenger RNA from Electrophorus electricus (electric eel), 1404 nucleotides. It is a transcript of the gene apof, whose product is annotated as apolipoprotein F. The record is from RefSeq and is a predicted model, not a curated record. Gene Ontology annotation, biological process: cholesterol metabolic process. NCBI's taxonomy places the organism in Eukaryota, Metazoa, Chordata, Actinopteri, Gymnotiformes, Gymnotidae.
GGGCGAUAGAGAGAGGAGAUAUAGUGAGAGAAAGAGAGAGAAGAGCUGUCACACAUUUUAGCCCAAAGGACAAUAAGAAUUCUUGCUUUUGAUUGAUUCUGUUUAUUUGAGCAUAUUGCCAUAGUGAUGUGGGGCUCCAAGCCCAAGUGGCUUCUUCUAGUCCUCUUCCUGCUGUCGGACAAAGUUCAUACCCAAGCUCCACCCACUCCUAGCCUCAAGAACAGCCAUGGGCCAAUCACCUCUGGUCUCGGUGUGUCUCCACUCCCAUCACUUUUGCCAUUGAUGACCAUAAACCAGGAGACAGAACAGGAACCAAAGGAGAAGAUCAGAGGAGAACCCAACACGGACUCUGCACACCACCUUAUUUCUGCCCUCAAGGCCUCUCUACAUGGUCAGGUACACCUCCAUGGAAAUUUGAGCUGUGCAGAGCUGGUUGCAGCACCAUGGAUUGGAGAAGGCUUUGCACAGGUGUUGCUGGGCCUGGUUAUUGUGCCUGUGCUGGUGUCUGGAGGAUGUGUAUUCGAAGCCCAGUUACUGGUUGUGAAGCUCUAUGCACUACUCGGAGAAGAUGACACGCAAGCGCUUCUGGAGGAUGUAGUUGCGCUAAUGAGGCGUGGCAGAGAGAUGCCUCUCCACAUUUCCUCCACACCGCCCACUCUGAGAGCGCAGUCACACCGCCACCUGCAGGCAGUAAUGUUUAACAUCCAUCAGCUUGUGAAGGCAGGUCAGAAGGUGGGUGUAUUGUUGAACUCUGGGCAGGAGAAAUAUUGCCAAGGCUGGCUGAGGGUGAAGGGUGCACAUUUACUGGGAUUGAUGGCCAAUCAUGGUGAACACCUGUACCUGAAAGAGGCCAAGAAGGUUUGUAAAAGGCUUGGGCAUGACUGUGCAGGUGUGAUUCAUGAAGGUAAGCGGUACCUUGUCAUCCUGAGGUCCGGCAGCCGGAUAGUGCCCUUGGCUUCUCCUGGCCAAUCAGAGAGCUGGAUUCAGCAGUGUGGGGUGGGAUCUGUGCGCUGGCGUAGAAAUGCAGCACCUCAGUACGACUGUAAGAAUGAAAAGGAGAAACGUGUGCAUAAUGUAGUAGAGUGGAUCCCUGCAGUGUCCACGCUCUAUAACCUGGGCACAGCUGUUUACUAUGCAUCUGUUAACUGUUCAAGCACAGCAAAAGAGAGAGCCAUCCUCACUGCUGUGGAUCUGGGCACUGAUGCCCUCAUGGCUACUACUGGAGGCACUGCUGGUGUGGCUGUAUAUGCCCUGGGGUCAGGGCUUAAAACUGGUGUGAAGGUGGGAUUAAAAUACUUGCUAAACAGCAUGAACCAAGAACAUGACUUGCUAAUGAACCAGAACAGUUGGGAGAAUGGAACAAUCACCAGCAAGUAAAAUAAAUAAAUAAAUAAAUAAAUAGAU